AUGGCUCCCAAAACUUCUGCCAGAGCGCAGGAUGACAAACCAGAAGGCAAUGCCACCAAAGAACGCCCUUCAGUCUCCUCAGCCAAGAUGCGCCGCAACGCCAGCCAGACGAGCAACAACCAAGCACGCGAAGCGCCCACCAGCGCUCCUACUUCAGCUCCCGCACCGGGGCCCUAUGAGCCCGCGCCCCCUACAUCGCAACCGGCUGCUCUCCCUUACCGCUGCCUUGCCACCGACGCUGACACUGCCGCUCCCGGCGUCCGCCAGGUCCCCUGGGCUUCCUUUGAACGAGACGCACUGCACGCCUACCGACGCGAACACGCCCUCCCUUCCUCGACAUCGUUCAUGAGCACAUAUCACGAAUACAUUCUGACAGAAAAGGCCGGUAUCGGCCUGUACUCGCCGACCAUGGUGCGCAAGAGAAAGGCGCGUCGACAAAACAAGGAACAACUGGCCCUCGCCGUGCGCAAGCACUUCAAUGGCGUCGGUAUCCAAGAAAACGACGUCAUUGUCGACUUUAUAUGCAAAAUACGCCACAGCAAGUCUGUUAAAUUAGUAGGGUUGAGCAAGAACGAAGCGAUGCUCGCAGACUAG
This is a messenger RNA of Beauveria bassiana ARSEF 2860, 594 nucleotides long. RefSeq lists its product as uncharacterized. The coding region runs from base 1 to 594 and encodes 197 amino acids. Gene Ontology annotation, biological process: regulation of DNA-templated transcription. Gene Ontology annotation, molecular function: protein binding; transcription coregulator activity. The transcript has 2 exons. Lineage: Eukaryota; Fungi; Ascomycota; Sordariomycetes; Hypocreales; Cordycipitaceae. The record is from RefSeq and is a predicted model, not a curated record. Gene Ontology annotation, cellular component: histone deacetylase complex.